This is a messenger RNA of Cuscuta epithymum, 1583 nucleotides long. The record is from the annotation of a GenBank genome assembly. Lineage: Eukaryota; Viridiplantae; Streptophyta; Magnoliopsida; Solanales; Convolvulaceae.
ACUAAUUUUGGGACUGAAUGAAAAAAAACUCCGUAGAGCCGGACCGAGACCUAAAGAUCAAAGAGGUGGAAAAAACUGAGCCCCAGGAGAAGACGAGCAGCAGCAAUUAGAAAAUCUGAGAUCGAGCACAGCAAGUUUGAGUCAAUGGACUCUGCUGUAGUGGAUAGAAUCAUAGAGAAGCUAACAGAAGUCCGAUCUUCAAAGCCAGGGAAAUUGGUUCAACUUACUGAGUCAGAAAUCAAGCAGCUUUGUGUGGCCUCUCGAGAUAUUUUCAUGAAACAACCCAAUCUUCUUGAACUAGAAGCACCCAUCAAAAUUUGCGGAGACAUUCAUGGUCAGUACAGUGACCUAUUGCGCCUUUUUGAAUAUGGAGGGUUUCCUCCCAAUGCAAAUUAUCUAUUUUUAGGCGACUACGUAGACCGUGGCAAACAGAGUUUGGAAACCAUAUGCCUCUUGCUUGCUUACAAAAUCAAAUACCCAGAAAACUUCUUUCUUCUUAGAGGAAACCAUGAAUGUGCUUCAAUAAACAGGAUAUAUGGAUUUUAUGAUGAAUGUAAACGGAGGUUUAAUGUAAGACUUUGGAAAGCCUUUACUGACUGUUUUAACUGUCUUCCUGUGGCGGCUCUUGUUGAUGAUAAGAUAUUGUGCAUGCACGGGGGAUUAUCCCCUGACCUAUCCAAUUUGGACCAAAUCCGGAACUUGCCCCGUCCGACAGCUAUUCCGGACACAGGCUUGCUUUGUGAUUUGCUUUGGUCAGAUCCAGGUAAAGAUGUGAAGGGGUGGGGGAUGAAUGAUAGAGGAGUUUCUUUUACCUUUGGACCAGAUAAAGUGUCCGAGUUUUUAACGAAGCACGAUUUGGAUCUUGUCUGCCGGGCCCAUCAAGUUGUGGAGGAUGGGUAUGAAUUCUUUGCUGACAGGCAGCUAGUCACAAUUUUUUCUGCACCCAACUACUGCGGAGAGUUUGAUAACGCUGGUGCAAUGAUGAGCGUUGAUGAGAACUUGAUGUGCUCUUUUCAGAUUCUAAAACCCGCUGAGAAGAAAAAUAAGUUUAUGCCAUCAACAAAAAUGUGAUUUCGUUCAUCAGUAACUACUUGAAAUUUAUGAAAGACAUUUUAUCCUAAACAGAGGAAAGCACUAGUUAUCAACGGAUGGUCAUCAUGGUGGUUCAUUCUCAUUGACACAUUGGCAUAGUACAACCGGAGAAGAUCAAUGGCACAAACUGUCUCUUUUCCUUGAGCUCUGCCAAUUGCUUGGAUGAGAUGCUGAUUAACCAACAUUAGCACGAUGACAUUGUGUUACAGCUUUAUGUUUACCUGUCUUCUAAUGCAAUCUUAGUCUUGUAUCUGCAAUUUUUAGUCUUUUGUCCAAGAAAUGUUAUUCUAUAGUUAAUUGCAUUUUCCGAGGAUAAAGGCCGUGGCACAUGAAAUGAGUUAGUUAUAUAUCGUAGGGCUAUGAUGGUUGUCCAACCAAUUUGCUUGCUUUCUAUUCUUGAUUUGGCAUGCUUGAAUGCUUGAUUACAUUAAUGUUUAACUUGGCAUGACGGGAUGAGGUUGAAUAAGUUUAUAAGCGUGACAGAAAUAUGU